This is a messenger RNA of Neltuma alba, 2439 nucleotides long. RefSeq names its product MAR-binding filament-like protein 1-1. Gene Ontology annotation, biological process: mitotic chromosome condensation. The record is from RefSeq and is a predicted model, not a curated record. The transcript has 4 exons. Gene Ontology annotation, molecular function: chromatin binding. Gene Ontology annotation, cellular component: chromatin; condensed chromosome; condensin complex. The coding region runs from base 103 to 2268 and encodes 721 amino acids. Lineage: Eukaryota; Viridiplantae; Streptophyta; Magnoliopsida; Fabales; Fabaceae.
AUUUCAACAUUGGGUGAUCAUGGAAGCUUAAGCAAAAAUUGAAAAGAUAGAGCAGAAGAGGGAACGAGCUCACUCCAUUCUUGCAAGAGAAUAUCGAACUAGAUGGGCUUCAUGGCGGGAAGCUCUUGCUUCUUAAAUUCUUCCCUCUAUCAGUUUCCCUUCCCUUCGUCUUCUUCUUCGUUUCAAUCUAAUUCUUGGCCAAGAAAUGCACACGCUAGGAAGAAGUUCAGAGCUCCAAUGGCGUGUUUGCGUCAAGAAAGCCCAAAUGAGAGCGGUUUUUGCAAUAAGAGGACAGUUAUCUUCAUGGGUAUCGCUGUUCUUCCUUUGCUGGGAUUCAGAGCCAGGGCUAUUGAAGGAUUGGCCACAAAAGAAAGUGAUGUGGAGACAGCAGAGGACAACCGAAAAGUAGAGAGGGCACAACAAAGUGACAGACCAUCAAAUCCCUUUGUCUCUUUCCUGAAUGCAUUUGGAAUACUUUCCUCUGGUGUAUUAGGUGCUCUCUAUGCAUUGGCUCAGCAAGAAAGCACCGCUGCUCGCUCAACAAUAGAGUCGAUGAACAGAAAACUAAAGGAUAAGGAAGAGCUGAUUGUAUCCUUGAAAAAAGACUAUGAUUCCAAGUUAGAGAAUGAGCAGCAGGAACGAUCCAAACAACUUGGAAAAGCUAAGGAAGAGCAGCAGGCUUUGAUGAACGAAAUUAAUAUAGCAAACAAUACUGCCGCUCGCUUAGGGAAGGAAUUAAAAAGUGAGAAAAGUUUAGGUGAGGAGCUGAAACUCCAAAUAGAAAACCUUAGAAGUGAGCUUUCAAAAACUGAUGCUGACAAGGAAAGCCUUGAAAAAAGUUUGAAAGAAGAGUUAGGUUCUAUUGCAACCUUACAAGAGAGGAUUAAUCUGCUAAGUUCUGAGCUCAAGGAGAAAGAAGAUGUUGCUCAGAAUCUUAGUUCAUCACUUGCAGAAAAGGAAUUGGAAUUGAGGAAUUUGAAUUCUGCCUAUAAUCAAACCAAGGAUGACGUGUCCAAUCUUCAUUUGCAAAUUCAAGGUGUGAAAGAUGAACUACAGAAACGUCAAGAGGAGCUAGAAGCCAAAGAUUCGUUGGUGAACGAACUCAAUGCUAAAAUAAGUACAUUGACUCUUGAGAGGGAUGCUUCUAGGGAAAAAUAUAGUGUCCUGGAGGAGGAAUACAAUGGCCUAAAGGCGAAUGCCGAAAAGAAGGCUGCUUCAGAUGCUAAGCUUUUAAGGGAAACAGAGGGAGAGCUUCAUCAGUUAAAUGAAAAGCUACAACUUGCGCUUAAUGAAGCAAAGAAAAACCAAGCUAUCAUUGCUGAUUUGACCCAAGAAAGGCAUAGUUUGAAUGAGUCUCUCAAGAAUGAGUCAAAAAUGGUGAAUAAUUUGAAGCAUGAACUCCAAAUCACACAGGAGAAUCUGGGAAAAUCAAGGAAUGAGGCUGCUGAAUUGGAAAAACGUCUAACUGAGUCAAAUACAAUGAACUCUGAGCUGAAGGCUGAGGUCUCUAAGCUUUCAGCUCAGUUCACUGAAGUUAAAGAGUCGCUACAGAAGAGCCUUGAUGAUGCCAAACUUGGUGCAGAAACGCUAGCCGUUGAGCUUACGACAGCAAAGGAACAUCUAAAGAGAACACAGCUUGAGUUGCAAAGUAAGUCCAAUGAACUUAUAACUGCCCUUGAAAGCUGUGAUAGCUUACAGAGGGAGUUGGUCGAUGUCUACAAAAAGGCUGAACUUGCAGCAGAGGAUUUGAAAGAAGAGAGAAAAUUAGUCACUUCUUUAAAAGCUAACAUACAAUCUCUGGAGCAGCUAGUCACCGAAAACAAAGAGGCUCAGAGAUCACUCCAGAAGGACCUAGAGGAUGCGACCAAAUCGCUAGAUGAAUUGAACCGAAAUGCAUUGAUCCUUUCCAGUGAAUAUGAGAAGGCUAAGUCUCUUAUUUCAAGCCUUGAAAAUGAGAAAGAGGUGCUUCAAAAGUCCCUUGCAGAGCAGAAAAUUGCACAAAAAGAAGCCCAAGAGAACACUGAAGAUGCUCAUGUCAUCAUCAUGAGACUUGGGAAGGAGAGAGAGACCUUAGAGAACAGGAGCAAGAAACUUGAGGAGGAAUUGGCUGCGGCCAAGGGUGAGAUAUUGCGGUUAAGGAAUCAAAUGAAUUCUUCAAAAGUUACUGUUAAUAAUGAGCCAGUGCAGAAUAAAAGUGGUGAAAGCAAGGACAAGAUCGCUGUAAAUGCACCAAAGAAUGUGAGGAGAAGAAGGCCUAACCCCCAGUGACAUAGAGCAUCUAAGUAGCUGUAAUAUUUUUUCCUCCAAAUUGAAGAGCAGACUCACAAUGUAAUAUUUUCCCUUGAGAAGCCGGUUAAUGUUGUACUUAAGUCGAUUCUCUUUCGGGUAUGUUACAGUUGAUUCCCUAUAAUAAUCCAAAAUUAAACUUUAUCCCUUUAA